Messenger RNA from Tuber melanosporum (Perigord truffle), 1163 nucleotides. RefSeq lists its product as uncharacterized. Gene Ontology annotation, cellular component: mitochondrial inner membrane. The record is from RefSeq and is a predicted model, not a curated record. Gene Ontology annotation, molecular function: monoatomic ion transmembrane transporter activity. Lineage: Eukaryota; Fungi; Ascomycota; Pezizomycetes; Pezizales; Tuberaceae. The coding region runs from base 87 to 1031 and encodes 314 amino acids. Gene Ontology annotation, biological process: mitochondrial transmembrane transport; monoatomic ion transport. The transcript is spliced from 4 exons.
CUCCCACUAUCUCCUCACUCCUCUGCCGUCUCCCCCUUCUUUUUACAAGGGAGAACAUAACAUACUCUUCAGAAAUAGUAUCUGUCAUGUCGUCCUCAAUUCUUGGUACUCGCGAAUUGCCUUUGUCCCAGUACGAUCUUUCAACGUACUGGGGCAGAGUCAGGCACUCUGCAGAUAUCGCAGAUCCUCGCACCCUGUUUACCUCCCAAAAAUCCCUCGAUGCUCACACGGCCCUCCUGGCGAAAUACAAGCGCGGUGAGAUCCCCCCACAAAUGACCCCCGAACUCUGGCACGCAAAGAAAGUGGUCGACGCAACCUUGCACCCAGACACCGGAGCGCCCGUCUUCCUUCCCUUCCGCAUGUCCUGCUUCGUCUUCUCGAAUCUGGUCGUCACAGCGGGGAUGCUCGCGCCAAACCUGACCACCCGCGGAGUCCUAGGCUGGCAGAUCGCCAACCAGACCCUCAACGUUCUCAUCAACACCUCCAACGCGAACAAAUCCUCGCCACUGAGCAACGGCCAGCUCGCGGCCAGCUUCCUCCUCGCCGUGAGUGCUUCCUGUGGCGUUGCUGUGGGACUGGGAAGGGUGGUGCAGAAGGUGAAGUUUAGGCCCAAUGUCAAAACGAUCCUCGGCAGGCUCGUCCCUUUCGCGGCCGUCGCCACGGCAGGCGUGAUGAACGUGUGCUUGAUGCGUGGCGGCGAGAUCGAGAAGGGGAUCGACAUCUACCCCGCCAGCGACGGGGGCGAGAAGAAGGAAAGUUUGGGGAAAAGCCGGAAGGCUGCGAUAUUCGCUGUCGGUGAGACGGCGGUUAGCAGGGUUUUCAAUGCUACGCCCAUCAUGGUCAUCCCCCCACUGCUACUGUUGAUUAUGCCUAUCAAUUGUGGGCUCAUCUUCGCUACCUCCAUCUUUGCCUUACCCCUGGCUCUAGGAGCCUUCCCGCAGCGACAGGCUGUAAAGGCGGAAUCUCUGGAACCCUACUUUUGGGGAAAAGGCGGGAGGGAGGACUUGGUGGAGUUUAACAGGGGGAUGUAAAAUCUCUCUUUUCUUCUUUUCCCCUUUUUCCUUCCUUCUCCUUUCUUCUCCCCCCCUUCUAUUAGAUAAAGUUUUUGCUGUAAGCGUAGGGCACGCUAUCUAGAAAUACAAUAUCCAAGGCUAUUCCAUGCG